Molecule: messenger RNA, 2717 nt
Organism: Hypoxylon trugodes
Lineage: Eukaryota; Fungi; Ascomycota; Sordariomycetes; Xylariales; Hypoxylaceae
Product: Six-hairpin glycosidase-like protein
Exons: 5
Coding region: 349-2547 (732 amino acids)
Biological process (GO): carbohydrate metabolic process
Source: RefSeq, a predicted model, not a curated record
CAACCUGGUUGAAAGACCUCGCUUAAAAAUCGAGGCUCGUUACCCGUAUUGCCAUGAUGAUGACUAUCAUAGUAUAGGUCAGGGGUUUACGUUAGCGACGUAUUAUAGCUGCUAUAGCUCCCCCGCAUUCCCCAGAUUGCUAGCCAAUUUGGAAUGUUUACCCCAAAUGCCUAGAAAUCUAACAGGACUAGGGGAUCAUGUUAAAGAGAUUAGACUUGAUAUUUCGGUGAGGUUUAUGCCGAGGUGACAACUCGAUAGAAUACAAAUAAACGCCCAUAUGGAGGAAUUAAAGUAUACCCCUAGAAUGAGGGAUCAGAGGUUCGAGGAUAUCUUCGUGGUUAAUCCAUUAUGGCGCCUUUCUUACUACUAUCCCUAUUGCCGGCAUUAGCCUUGGCGGCAAUCGAUAGACGCGCUGUAGUCUCUCGUUUCAAUGUCGUUCGUUCAAAAAUUCCAGAGGAGAUAACGAACCAAACGACGCCUCUUCAGGUUGGCAAUGGAGAUUUCGCUUUCAAUGUGGAUAAUACUGGCAUGCAAACAUUUAUACCCUUCAAUACUUUGUCAAGUUGGGGGUGGCAUAAUGAUUCCUUGCCGACAAACGGCGAGAAAUUGAGCGAUUAUCACGGCGUGGAGGUGUUAACCCAUGAUAAAAACGUCUCCUACGAUCUUGAAGACCCGAAUCUACCCGAAGUAUCGAAAUGGCUUACUGCGAACCCCAAUCGCGUCAAUCUGGGCCGUAUCGGGUUAAAAUACAAGGGCGAUACUCUUGCGCAGUCACUAAUCACGGACCCGCGACAAGAGUUAGACGUAUGGAACGGCGUUAUCACGUCAACUUUCAAGGUUGAUGGACAAGACGUAAAAGUGGUGACUCAAGGGGAUUUUGAAACCAAUGCUGUCACUUUCCAAAUUGAAUCGGAUCUCAUCUCAUCUGGAGAUUUACAAGUUGAACUCGAUUUCCCUUACCCUCCGAAGCAUAACGUAACGUCAUCUUCCGACUUCGAAAUAUUCAUGGGAUCUUAUGACUUCCCUUUGAAUCAUACCACUUCAAUUGUGACUGACCUCAAGGGACCCCGCAAUGGUAUUGCUCAUAUACACCAUGAAAUGCAGGAGACUACUUAUUAUGCCAAUCUACGGUGGCCCUGCAGGUCUCCCUUAUCGCUAACGCGCAACGAACCUCAAGGCUCCAGCAAGGUGACCGCGCAUCGAUACACACUCGCUCCUACGGCGUCUUCCCACCAGCAUAAUGCUCCCACAUCAAUUUCAUUCACUGCCCAAUUCUCCCUUGAUCUGGAAUUACCCGCUUCUCCGUCAACGAUACAGAGGCGCAACCCUUUGGCUUGGAAUAAAUAUUGGAGUGAAGGAGGCUUCGUCGAUCUCACCGAGUCAUCUAACCCAAAUGCUACCGAACUUCAACGACGUAUCAUAAUGACUCAAUACUAUAUGAGGGUGAACAGUGCGGCAACGGGACAGAUACCUCAAGAAAGCGGUCUUGUUUAUAAUGGAUGGUGGGGAAAAUUCCAUCUCGAAAUGGUGGUUUGGCACUGCGCUCACUGGGCUACGUGGGGCCGACAGCAAUAUUUCGAUAAUAUCUUCCCUGCGAUGUAUGAGACUCUAAUGCCCACUUCCAAAGCUAGAACUCAGCGUAUGGGAUGGGAUGGAGCUAGAUGGCCCAAGAUGACCGAACUUGGGACUGGAGGAAUCGCCCCAGGCGAAACUCGUGCAUAUUUGAUGUGGCAGCAACCCCAUCCUAUGUAUUUGGCAAAACUCGCUUAUCAAGCCAAGCCAACUCGUCGAACCCUGGAAGAAUGGGAUCGAGUUGUAACUGCAACGGCUGACUAUAUGGCUUCUUUUGCCUGGUUUAAUGAAACAACAGGUCAUUACGAUCUUGGACCACCAUCAAAAGGUGUUACGGAAAACUCUUUUCCGCUGGAGACCCGCAACCUAGCGUAUGAAAUUGCGUAUUGGAGAUGGGGUUUGGAUGCGGCGGCGGAUUGGAAGAGGAGACUUGGACAGACUGUUCCUGGGCAAUGGAGUACCGUCGCAGAGAAAUUAGCUCCCCCGCCGCAGAUCGAUGGCAUGUAUAUCCCCUGGGAAGGUUCCGGAUUGAAUAGUUCGUGGUGGGAAGACCCGAGUCUUAGCAAAGACCCCCGCAGUGUCAUCAUGUUACAGGGAAUUCUUCCGGAUACGCCUGCUGUUGAUCCUGAAGUUGGUCUGAGAACUUCGAAUAAGAUGUGGGAAGUUUGGACCGAUACCAAUAUCCGAGGUUGGGGACGAUCCGUUCUCGCAAUCAACUCAGCUCGUGUAGGGAAUCCUGAGCGCGCCAUCCACCACAUGACAAACUAUGGCUACUGGCCUUUCGAUGAUGCUGGUAUGCCUACUCGAUCCGGACCUAACCCUUCGCCACCGCCAUAUUUCCCAGGUGGUGGCAGUUUCCUCUAUGCGAUCGGAUAUAUGGUUGCAGGUUGGGAAGGCUCCGAAGGUGACGCGCCAGGAUUUCCGAAGGAUGGGACUUGGGUUGUCAAACAUGAAGGCCUUCUCAAAGCCCUCUAAUUUUAUAAUUCAGAUGAAUAAUAACCUUAAUUAAUUUUCAUGAAUUGCGGAGCUUCAGCCGUCGAGUCGUUAUUGACGCAAGGCCUUCCUACAGGCCUUCAAGGUUCUAUGGUGAACUCCAGGACGGCGAUGCACUACUACAAUGGCGUCCUGAAACCCGCCAACAAACC